This is a messenger RNA of Aspergillus melleus, 741 nucleotides long. RefSeq lists its product as uncharacterized. Gene Ontology annotation, cellular component: DASH complex; spindle microtubule. NCBI's taxonomy places the organism in Eukaryota, Fungi, Ascomycota, Eurotiomycetes, Eurotiales, Aspergillaceae. The record is from RefSeq and is a predicted model, not a curated record. Gene Ontology annotation, biological process: attachment of spindle microtubules to kinetochore. The transcript has 3 exons. Bases 1 to 741 code for a protein of 246 amino acids.
AUGUCGCUUCUCGACAGUCAUCUGGAGCAGAUCGCGCUCUCGUCCCAAGCCAUUGCAGACCUCCCAUUCCCCCCACCUCGCAUCUUCACCAACGCUUUGCUCGGGUCCCAUGACAUUACGGCACUGAUUCGCGAUACAGAGGCUCAUGAGCGAGCUCUCUUCCAGACCGACCCCUCCGUGAAGUCCAAUCCUGCGCAGCGACGAAGCACGCGGCGUGGCACCACAUUGCCGUCGGAAGCGGAGGGGGAGUCCAUGGCCAGUCGCAUCUACUCGGCCAGAAAUAACAAAAACCAGUCGGCCGUUGCCAGGGUCCUCGGAUCUGACAUGAUGGAGGAGAUCAAGCGAUCGACCGGUACUUCCAGCCGGGGAACCCGUAACGAGGUCAACCUCGACGUGCUGCUUCGGGGGGCGGAGAUCCUCUGUGGUGUCUAUCCUGUUCCAGGGGCACAAGAAAAGAUUACCAGCCUCCGAUACCGUCAUGAAUUGAUAGCAGAGUCCAUUCUUCAAUUAGAAGAGCGUGUCGCCAAAAACUCGACUGAACUAGAGCAAAUGAGUCACUCAUACGGAAAUGAGUAUGAUGACUACGAUAUGGCCCCUGCUGCACAACCCGAGACGGCCGACGUCACUGACGCCGAUAUCGAGCGCGAGAUGGAAGAAAUCAGAGAACUGGAAAGGAGAAAAAGAGUCUUGGAGAAUCGUGUGCACGGAAUGGAACGCGACUUGGGAGAGCUGAUGGGGUAG